CUCUCAGAUUGGCCGGAGCAAGGCGCGCAGCCAAUAAGGAUACCGGGGGGACUCUGCCCUGUCGGAGACUUUGGGGUGCUUGGGCUUGAGGUGACCUGCCAGCGAUCUAGUGAUGGAGGCAACGCGGAAGGACACGCGGGUCCGUGCGGAGAGCCCGCCCAACAGGAAGAUCUACAUGGACUACAACGCCACCACGCCUCUGGAGCCCGCAGUCAUCCAAGCUGUGACAGAGGCCAUGAGGGAAGCGUGGGGCAACCCCAGCAGCUCAUAUGUGGCAGGUAAGAAGGCCAAGGACAUUAUAAACACAGCUCGGGCGAACCUGGCCAAGAUGAUUCGGGGAAAGCCUCAGGACAUCAUCUUCACUUCCGGGGGCACCGAGUCGAAUAAUUUAGUAAUCCACUCUAUGGUGAGAUGCUUCCGUGAGCAGCUGGCCCUGAAGGCUCAUGCGGCUGACCAGCACAGCCCUGAGGAGGGGACCAGGCCCCAUUUUAUUACCUGCACAGUGGAACAUGACUCCAUCCGGCUGCCCCUGGAGCACCUAACGGAAGAACAAACAGCAGAGGUCACGUUUGUCCCAGUGUCGAAGGUGACCGGGCAGGCAGAGGUUGAGGAUGUCCUGGCGGCUGUCCGCCCUACCACGUGCCUCGUGACCAUCAUGCUGGCCAACAAUGAGACCGGCGUCAUCAUGCCUGUUUCUGAGAUCAGUCGGCGUAUUAAGGCCCUGAACCAGAGCCGUGCCACCUCCGGACUGCCCCAAGUCUUUGUGCACACGGAUGCUGCCCAGGCACUGGGGAAGAGGCGGGUGGAUGUAGAGGACCUAGGUGUGGACUUCCUGACCAUCGUGGGGCACAAGUUCUACGGUCCCAGGAUUGGUGCUUUGUAUGUACGAGGGGUGGGUAAACGUACCCCCCUGUAUCCCAUGCUGUUUGGAGGCGGACAAGAGCGGAAUUUCAGGCCAGGGACGGAGAACACACCCAUGAUCGCCGGCCUUGGAAAGGCCGCCGAGCUGGUGAGUGAAAACUGUGAGGCUUAUGAGGCCCACAUGAGAGACAUCCGAGAUUACCUAGAGGAAAGACUGGAGGCUGAAUUUGGUAAGAGACUCCAUCUGAACAGUCGGUUUCCAGGGGUGGAGAGGCUUCCAAACACCUGCAACUUUUCCAUCCAGGGGUCCCAGCUUCAAGGGUACAUGGUACUUGCACAGUGCCGGACACUGCUGGCCAGCGUGGGAGCCUCAUGCCACUCAGAUCAUGAAGACCGGCCAUCCCCAGUGCUGCUGAGCUGUGGUAUCCCUGUGGACGUGGCCCGGAACGCGCUCCGGCUCAGUGUGGGCCGCAGUACCACCAGGGCUGAAGUGGACCUCGUUGUGCAGGACCUGAAGCAGGCCGUGGCCCGGCUAGAGGGCCAGGUCUUGGGCUAGCGGCCACUCUUUCCCUCAGUGGCCCGCUGGACUCAGGCCACUCGAUCCAUAGGAAACCCCUGGCCCCUAAGCUAUCCCUCCUCAAGAGCUGCACUGAGGUGACUGUCUUACUCUGGGGUACAGAGUGAAGAGGGCUGCCCGCCACACAGAAUCCCACUUCAGCCCCCAUCCUUACAGGCUCAGGACAACACUGCCACAUAGGAACUCCCCCUGCCCCUUCUGCCAAGGGCUAGGUGGAAAUG
Acomys russatus (golden spiny mouse) is the source of this 1659-nucleotide messenger RNA. It is a transcript of the gene Scly, whose product is annotated as selenocysteine lyase. The transcript is spliced from 12 exons. The coding region runs from base 113 to 1417 and encodes 434 amino acids. Lineage: Eukaryota; Metazoa; Chordata; Mammalia; Rodentia; Muridae. The record is from RefSeq and is a predicted model, not a curated record.